AUGGUCGCUCCUUCGGUCAGAUCAAAUGAUGAGACAGCCAAACCUGCAAGUCUCGGUAGCUAUGCGGCUCUUCCUUUGAUGAAUAUUGUCUUUGGCCAGCUGGUCGGCAACUUCAACGAGUACUUUAUUCCCGGGUCGGGCAUCACAGAGCAAUCAUUCAAGUCCUCGGUCAAUCAAGACAGCCUCCGCGCCUCAGGGGCCUUGCGCCUAGAGUACACUCAAGCACUCUUUUCACUUCCUAUGAGCAAGCUGGACGAGAUGUCGGUCGGAACUGUCACACAUGCGAUCACGGCACUGUCAAAUACAAUCCAGCAAAGUGUUUCCGAUCGGCUGGCCAUUCUGUUCCAGUCACUUGCCUUACUCAUUGCGGCUUACGCCAUCGCAUUCCGGUAUUCCUGGGCACUGACGCUUGUUGUCAGUUCGGCUAUUGUAUUCGUGAUCCUAGGCUUUAGCCUCACAAUGCCGUUUUUGGUCAAAGCGCAGCAGAAUGUCGACAAAGCAGAUGAAAAGCAUGCAGCCCUCGCCGCAGAAGUGUUUGGCUCUAUUCGGACGGUGUUUGCUCUGAAUGCUGAACAGCCACUCUUCAAAAAGUAUACCCGGUGGGUUGAGGAAGCACGAAAACGUGGCUUGCGCAUGUCCCUAGUCAGUGGAAUUCACCUUGCAAUGCUCUUCUUUGCUAUGUAUGUCAGCUUCUCCCUGGCCUUCUGGUUUGGGUUGAAGCUGUAUCGCGAAGGUCACAUUGCGAACAUUAAUACCGUGAUCACGGUGUUCUUUUCCGUGCUCCUUGUGGUCACUAUUUUGGGAGGUAUUGCAGGGCCAUUGAUGGCUAUCUCGAAGGCCAUCAGUGCAUCAGGUGCCUUCUUUGGUGUUAUUGACUCCAAGCAAGACGAUCCACCAGGAAUUCGAGACCCGGAGUUAUCCCAUGCGGAUAUCAUGUUUGAGAAUGUGAAGUUUGCCUAUCCCACGCGACCGGAAAUGACCGUACUCAAGGGAUUUCAUGCGACAUUUGAACGCAAUAAAACCACGGCUCUGGUCGGACCCUCCGGUUCCGGGAAGAGUACUAUUGUCGGAAUGAUUGAGCGAUGGUAUCAAAUUCAGUCCGAGGAAGCAGAGGAGACCACCUCGGGUCAUAUCCAUGUGGGGCCUCACAACAUUAACGACUUGGAUGUGAAGUGGUGGCGAUCCCAGAUCGGCCUUGUUCAGCAAGAGCCGUUUUUGUUCAAUGACACAAUAUAUAACAACGUUGCUUUUGGUUUGAUCGGAUCGCAGUGGGAGAAUGAUACAGAUGCUGUCAAGAUGGACCUCAUCACCGGAGCCUGCAAUCAAGCCUUUGCAGAUGAAUUUAUCGACCGUCUUCCCAUGGGUUACUCGACCACCGUUGGGGAAGGUGGAAUCACAUUGAGUGGCGGACAGCGCCAAAGAAUUGCCAUCGCGCGAAGCAUCGUCAGCCAACCCCAAAUUCUCAUUCUGGAUGAAGCGACCAGCUCGAUCGAUAUCAAAGGAGAAAAGAUCGUGCAAGCAGCGCUCGAUCGUGUGUCUAAAGAUCGAACUACAAUCAUGAUCGCACAUCGCUUGUCUACCGUCCGCCGCGCGGACAAAAUCAUCGUUAUGAAAGACGGCCAAAACUUUGAAGAAGGUUCUCACGAAGAGUUGAUCCUAAAAGAAGGGAUAUACCAUGGCUUGGUUCAUGCGCAACAGCUGGCGCCACUUACAGAUUUGAUGGAUGCCGAUGUGCCAAGUUCGAUGGCUUCGCAGAAAGAAGAAGUCAGGGCCCAUGAUUAUACCACCAAAGAAGGCAGCGAUCAAAAUUGCCAGGAUGAUCCGGAGCCUGAAAAGAGCUUUGGAUUUUUCCACAGUUUUGGGGUGCUUAUUUAUGAAAAUCGUAGCCAUUGGCUCUUGUAUGCACUGACAAUGAUCGGGGCUGUGGGGGCAGGUUCCGGGUUUUCCCUACAAAGUUGGUUAUUUGCCAGACUUGUACAGGUUUUCCAGUUCACUGGCCAAAAGCUCGUGGACGCUGCGAACUUCUGGGCAUUGAUGUUUUUCAUCCUCGCCCUUGCCAUGGCGACUUUCUAUUUCAUGCUAGGGUUUUCAUCGAAUUCUAUCUCGAUGUUUGUUGUGUCUAAUGCUCGGAUGGAUUAUUUCUACAACAUCUUGUCCAAACCAGUAUCAUACUACGACCGCGAGGAGAAUUCUUCAGGUAGUCUGAUUUCCAGACUCUCUACUGAUUCAAAACAGUUACAAGAGAUGUUUGGUCCCACUGGUGUCUUCCCUCUCAUCUCGGUCUUCAACAUCAUUGGAUGUGUUUCAAUCUCCUUCGCCUUUGGAUGGAAGCUGGCGGCUGUCACCUUUUUUGCCGCCAUGCCAUUUUUAUUUUUCUCUGCCUUCAUGCGCAUUCGAUAUGAGAUUAAAUUUGAGACCCUAAAUGCAGCAGUUUAUGCUGAUAGUUCCAAGUUCGCCACGGAGGCAGUCCGGGCCUUCAGGACGGUGACUGCGCUAACCAUGGAGGAUACCAUUUUGGAAAGAUAUUCGAAUCUGUUGAAAGAUCAGCGUCAGAAGGCCAUCCGGAAGGCAUGGUACGCAACGUUGGUAUUUGCGUUUUCCGACAGUGUUGAGCUAUGUGCCAUGGCGCUCGCCUUCUGGUACGGCGGCCAGCUGCUCGCCUCCCGUGAAUAUGACCCAGUUGCAUUCUUCGUCGUCUAUAUUGCCAUCAUCCAAGGCGGGCAAUCGGCCGGGCAGUUCUUCAGUUUCGGUCCAAAUAUUGCCCAGGCUAAGGCUUCUGCCAAUCGUAUAUUGGCUGCACGGCAACCUACCCAGGGACAGCUUCAGCAUAUUCCGACGGGACCACUCUCUUCCUCGGAGCAUACCCCCAGUCCCUCUGUUGAAGUUCAAAAUGUCUCUUUUCAAUAUCACACUCGCGAGGUACCGACAUUUGCUAAUCUGAAUCUCUCCAUUGAGAGCGGUCAAUUCGUAGCAUUUGUCGGACCUUCAGGCUGUGGAAAAUCCACCCUUGUCUCCCUACUCGAGCGUUUCUAUGACUGCACUCAGGGAACGAUCCUAUUUGGUGGCCGAGACAUUCGUUCCAUUGAACUUGCCUCUUACAGAAGUGCUUUGUCACUCGUCGCCCAGGAGCCAAAACUCUUCGAAGGCACCAUCCGCGAGAAUCUCCUUCUCGGUCUAGAAGCCCCCAAUAACCCGACCACGGAAGACCAAAUGAUUCAAGCAUGCAAAGACGCCGAAAUCUACGACUUCAUAGUAUCCCUACCAGAUGGCUUCCUGACUGAACUUGGCGUCAACGCCCAGGCCUCUCUGAGUGGUGGGCAAAAGCAACGUAUUUGCAUUGCGCGAGCCCUGAUCCGCAAACCGCUACUUCUGCUUCUUGACGAGGCUACAUCUAGUUUGGACUCUCACUCGGAAAGUCUUGUGCAAGGUGCGAUGGAGAGAUUAGCAAGCAAGCGAAACAUGACUAUUAUUGCGGUCGCGCACAGACUGGCAACCAUUCAGAAAGCUGAUGCGAUUUUUGUCUUUGGGGAAGGGGCGCCCGGGCAGGGAUCGACCAUUCUUGAGUCCGGAACGCAUCCUGAAUUGUUGCGCAGAAAGGGGGCUUAUUGGCAGAUGUGUCAAGCGCAAGCUCUAGACCGCUAA
Penicillium crustosum is the source of this 3642-nucleotide messenger RNA. RefSeq names its product ABC transporter ATP-binding protein. The transcript is spliced from 8 exons. Gene Ontology annotation, molecular function: ATP binding; ABC-type transporter activity; ATP hydrolysis activity. Gene Ontology annotation, biological process: transmembrane transport. Gene Ontology annotation, cellular component: membrane. The record is from RefSeq and is a predicted model, not a curated record. Bases 1 to 3642 code for a protein of 1213 amino acids. NCBI's taxonomy places the organism in Eukaryota, Fungi, Ascomycota, Eurotiomycetes, Eurotiales, Aspergillaceae.